Messenger RNA from Cladophialophora psammophila CBS 110553, 1968 nucleotides. RefSeq lists its product as uncharacterized. The transcript has 5 exons. Bases 1 to 1968 code for a protein of 655 amino acids. The record is from RefSeq and is a predicted model, not a curated record. Lineage: Eukaryota; Fungi; Ascomycota; Eurotiomycetes; Chaetothyriales; Herpotrichiellaceae. Gene Ontology annotation, biological process: proteolysis. Gene Ontology annotation, molecular function: serine-type peptidase activity.
AUGACUCCUCGCAAAGUCGCAGAGUAUGGAACGUUCAAGAGUCCCAUUGAGCCGCAAUGCUUUGCAGCUCCAGGGUCCGUUGUGUUGAAUCAACUAUGUGUCAAUCGCGACAAUGGUAAAAUCUAUCUCCUUGAGGUACGGCCAGACGAGGGAGGGAGAGGCGUCAUCGUCGAGCACUACAACGGACAGAAGAGAGACGUCCUUCCCAAGCAAUACAACUGCUUGUCCCAGGUGCAUGAAUAUGGCGGUGCCUCCUUUGUCUUUAAUGAGUCUACAGGCCAUAUCAUCUUCACGGAUUGGGAGACCAAGGGUGUCUUCGGUCUCGACCCUGAAGCAGGCGAAACCAUCCCUAUCCUGAAAGCAGAUCCCAAGGUAUACUACGCCGACUUUGCUAUCCAUCCUCACCAUUCUCAAUACACCGUGGCCAUUAAAGAAGACCAUCAUGCAUCCAAGAUUGCAGACAUACAAAAUUCUCUUGUGGUCAUUGACUCGUCCACAAACGAGGUUCGGCCCCUUGUCACUGGUUCCGACUUUUACACAUAUCCGAGAUUCAGUCCUGACGGGACGAAGAUAUGUUGGAUACAAUGGAAUCAUCCCAACAUGCCUUGGGAUAACACAGAACUAUGGCUCGCUGAUUGGGAAGAUGGCAAGGCCAAGAGCCCUAAAUGCAUUGUUGGCCAGCAGACCAAGGCCAGCAUAACCCAGCCACGCUGGGGUGAUGAUGGUGUGCUCUACUUUGUCUCGGAUCAGACUGAUUUCUGGCAACUAUAUUCGUUCUCCAAUGGUGAAGUACAACAACUCAUAUUGGCGGGCCUAGAGGACGCGGAAUUUGGAUUUGCGGAUUGGUUUCUGGGAGGCUCUUCCUAUUGCCUCUUGGACCCUUCCACUAUGGUGGCCGUCUUCAACUAUCAGGGCCGCUGUACCACCAUUCUCGCAGAUACGCGAACACUUGAAUGGAGAGAUCUCAGCUGCACUAUUGUCGAGAUCAUGCUUGAUGCCCUGAAGCCAGUAUCUGACACCUCCUUCGCUAUCAUAGGAGCAACUCCUACCAUUCCGAUGCUGGCUACAGUGAUUGAUAUCAACGAACAAGGACUUGGAACAAUCUUGCAAAAGUCGACCCAAACAUCCCUUCCAGAAGAUUAUGUCUCCCUUCCACAGGCUAUUACCUUCCCGCGCAUACACGGUCCCGGCGGUGGUAAUGCAUAUGGUCUCUUCUAUCCUCCGAAGAAUCCACAAUACGAAGCUCCAGCUGGCACGCUUCCGCCCCUCAUCGUCGCGGUCCACGGAGGUCCAACAUUCCAGGAAGGACCAGGAUUUUCACUUCGCGACCAGGCACUUACGACUAGGGGCUACGCGCUGGUGCAAGUUAACCAUGUCGGAAGCACUGGCUAUGGGCGUCCAUACCGCAACCUGCUCGCCGGGCAGUGGGGGGUUAGCGACAUCGCAGAUGCCGUUUCUGCCGUUGAGUACCUAGCUCAGCAAGGGCUUGUUGACAAAUCACGGGUGGGAAUCACGGGUCAUUCUGCAGGCGGCUAUGCAACGAUGCAGGCUUUGGCCAAAUACCCUUCGGUGUGGGCUUGCGGAGUAGCCGAGAGUGGAAUAUCGGAUAUGAAGCUCCUUGUUGAGGAGACGCACAAGUUUGAAUCCCAAUAUCUGUCGCCAUUAUGCUACCCUCCUGGCACCUCGCCCGCCGAGCAAGAAGCUAUCUUGAAAGACAGGAGUCCUCUAACUCACGCUUCGGAAAUUAAGAGCCCGCUGCUGAUUAUCAGUGGAGCAGAUGAUGCUAUUGUACCGCCAAAUCAAGCAUACAAUUUAGCCAAGAUCGUCAAGGAGGCAGGCGCAGCGGUUGAUAUCAAAGUCUACGAUGGCGAGGGACAUAUAUUCAAUAAGGGGAGCACGCUGAGUGAUAUCGAGCGGAGACGGUAUGAGUGGUUCGCGAAGUAUUUGACUAGGGCAACUUCAUCGUAG